This is a messenger RNA of Siniperca chuatsi (mandarin fish), 2931 nucleotides long. RefSeq names its product interleukin 17a/f2 (gene il17a/f2). The record is from RefSeq and is a predicted model, not a curated record. The transcript is spliced from 3 exons. The coding region runs from base 648 to 1079 and encodes 143 amino acids. Gene Ontology annotation, cellular component: extracellular region. Lineage: Eukaryota; Metazoa; Chordata; Actinopteri; Centrarchiformes; Sinipercidae. Gene Ontology annotation, molecular function: cytokine activity.
UAUACAAAACAAAAACAUCAGAAUAAUGACUGAGAGCAUAAUUCAAGCAGGUGUUAAUAUUAAUACUAUCUACAGUCAACAGGAAAAAAACAUGAAGAAGAGUCUAAUAAGUAGGCUAUUUAAUAAGUCAUUUCCUUCCUCACCUCCUUCCAUAUAACUCUUCAUUAAAGCUUUAUGAUUCCACCAUUGUGAAAUAUUGAAUGUUUCCGUGUUUUUAUGGCUGCGCUAUUCGAUCAGAUGGAAAUUUAUUUGUCUUGUGCAUCAUUUUAGACACAUUCACAAACUUCACUCUGACAUAUUUAGUGUCUUCGGAAACUUUGGGAUUGAAAAUAGAAUAGAAAAUAAAGCGGGUGGGUGGGAAUCAGAAGAAAUGUCAGCUCAGCCUGUUGUCCUGAGCGGUUUCUGCUGUUUGACUAUCUGUCUGUCAGAGAUGUUAUCGGUGAAGAAAACGUGUCAAUCACAAACUGUUGAUCACAGACUUUCAUCAGACUUUCAUCAGAGAUAACAGGAAGCUCCCCUCUCAUUUCACCGUCUGGUUAUCAGCUCAGAGAUCUGCUGUUAUCAGAUCUGAGGGUCACAGAUCUUCAUAAAUAUACCUGAACUCAGAGCAGUCGCACGCAGAAGCUGGACAGGACCACACCGACAACAUGAAGCUGAGACACGGCGUCUGCACUCUGCUGGUAUGUUGCAGUGUGUUGUGGGUCGUCUGCUCCUCCUCCAGGGUUAAAGCUCCUCCUCCUCCCCCUGGUUGUGACUCCAUGUUGGCGUUCUCCUCAGAGGUCUCCUCCUUGUCUGAAGGAAACGGGAACAUCCACGGCAGAUCGCUGUCACCGUGGAGCUGGAGGUCGUCCACGGUGAAGAACCAGAUCCCCUCCACUCUCUGGGAGGCCGAGUGCAGCAGCAGCUUCUGUUCCAGUCCCAACCCCGGACAGACAGACGGACACAACCUGAACUCAGUCCCCAUCUACCAGAACGUCCUGGUCCUGAAGCGGCAGGACGGGGGACGCUGCUACACCGCAUCAUACCGCUCUGUGGCUGUCGGCUGUACCUGUGUCUUGGCCAAAACCAACCAAAACUGAACCUGCAGAACUAGAACCUGAACCAACGGCGGGGAAUGAAAACAAAAGGGAAUACAUUUACAAAAAAAUAUAUAAAUAUAACAUUUAAUAUUUGUUGAUCUAACUCUGUGGAGUCCAUAAUUCGCCUUGUUGAAGUAUUGGAUGGUGUCUAGUAUCGAGUCUGCUACUGUAUCAACCCUGUGUGUAUACAGAUAAAAACAGUGAUGUCAUUUGAUCUAAUAAAAAGAUUCUUCAAAGUAUAAUUAAACUGUUUAAACUUUGCUAUUCUAAGAUCUGCACCACUAGUGGGUAAAAAACAUUGGUAGGUUCACAUUGUGCUGAGCGUCUCACCCAGAGAUCUUUUGUCCACUCCGCUAUCUUUACGCACCAGGCAGUGGUGGAAGAAGUACUUUAAAAAAUACUGUGUUACAAGUAAAAGUCCUGCAUUUGAAAUUCUACUUGAGUAUUACCAGCAGAAGUAUCAGAAGUAAAAGUACUCACUAUGUAAAACGGCCCGUUUCAGAGUGUUAAACUGCGAAGCCUUCAAGGUCCCAGUUUCUUUUGUCUUUUAUUUUAAGUUAUCAGAAAACCUUGGAGCUGACUGGAGUUGCGACCGAGUUGACUGAUGGAGGUGAACGGCCGGUGGAGCUGAUCCUCCAGCCGCUGCCGUUAAAGCAUCGCAGAAGAAGAGGACGCAGCGAGAUGCUCCAGUGGAAGCUCAGACGAUGGAAAACCAGUUCUAAAUACAUUUUUUCAUUGAAUAAUGGCUCCUCCGUUACAGUAAUGUGUCUGCAUGGUUAUUAGGAUUUAUUCAAUCCAAUGAAGUUUAAAUAUUAUAGUUCCGGUUGCUUCAUUCACGUUUCUAUUACUGAAUUAAUGAGUGCUGGUAAGUCAUAAUAUAAAGCAUAAUAUAAAUCAACAAAUUUGAUUUAAACACUGAUUUUAAGCCUCUUAAACACUUCUGCAGAGCAGGUGAACAGACUGUGGCUGACUGUGUGCUGCAGCGAGGUGUGUGUCAGUGUGUGUGUCAGUGUGUGUGUCAGCAGUGUGUCGAGUCUCAUGACGACUGAAAUCCUCUGCGAAGAAAAACUCAUUCAGGCUGAAAUCAGCUGGAAUUAGCUGAAAACAAGAACACAUUGUGGAGGUUAGACGCGCGCGUGUGUGUGUGUGUGUGUGUGUGUGUGUGUGUGUGUGUGUGUGUGUGUGUGUGUGUGUGUGUGUGUGUCACCAUGCAGGUCAGCGACUCUCACAGAAAUACCACGCUGACAGGAAACGCCGCCUGCUGUGUAGCAGCUGCUCACAUCCUGAAGCCCAAAGAGAGAACGAACUCAGGUAGGUUCGUUUCCUCCGUUGUCUGUCGGCUGCUGUGACCUCUGACCUCUGACCUUCUUACUGUCAUUUAGCGCUUUUUUUCUAUUUCUCUGAAGAGGUUUUCUUUCCGAUCCUCUUAAAGGUUUGUUUGUUUGUAGAAACGGGCCAGUAUUUUUAGUUAGCGUCAGUUGAGAAACGUAUAAAACAACUGUAACUCGAACUCUUUAGUUAAAUAGUUACAUGUUUGUUUCGCUGUCUUGUCACCUUCUUUUUCUUCAUUAACUAAUCAGAUUUAACAGUUACCUGGCAGGAGCUGGAAGAUUACACAGGUGUUUUUCUUUUCUUUAAUCAUCAACAUAGAAACACAGGAGUCUCCUGGAUGAUGUAACCAGGCUAUAAGGUUGUAUUCUGACAGACGCCGCUAAAUACUACUAUACCCAUGAGCCUCAGCAGCUAUGGCUGUGAAGAAGAAGCCAGUGUUGUUGCCUGCACACCUGUCUAACCUCCUACACGCCUGAUUUUAGGAUUUCUUUGAAUUGUUUCAGCUUCGUACAGAACAACG